This is a messenger RNA of Stomoxys calcitrans (stable fly), 3696 nucleotides long. It is a transcript of the gene SMC2, whose product is annotated as structural maintenance of chromosomes protein 2. Gene Ontology annotation, biological process: chromosome organization. Bases 99 to 3632 code for a protein of 1177 amino acids. Lineage: Eukaryota; Metazoa; Arthropoda; Insecta; Diptera; Muscidae. The record is from RefSeq and is a predicted model, not a curated record. The transcript has 5 exons. Gene Ontology annotation, molecular function: protein binding; ATP binding; ATP hydrolysis activity. Gene Ontology annotation, cellular component: chromosome.
CAACGGCUGUUUAUUAUUACGCGCGUCGUUUUUGAUAAAAAAAACAAUAAAAUUGGACAUUUAAGAUAUUUUAAAUAUUGGGAACAACUAACAGCAGAAUGUAUAUCAAGUCGGUGGUCAUAGAUGGCUUCAAGUCAUAUGGCCGGCGUACAGAAAUCCAUGGCUUUGAUCCCGAAUUCACCGCCAUCACCGGCCUCAAUGGUACAGGCAAAUCCAACAUCUUGGAUAGCAUUUGUUUUGUAUUGGGCAUCAUGAAUUUGGGCCAGGUCAGAGCUGCAUCGUUACAGGAUUUGGUCUAUAAGAGUGGCCAGGCCGGUAUAACCAAAGCAACAGUGACAUUAAUCUUUGACAACUCCAAUCCUGAACAAUGUCCGUUGGGCUAUGAAAAAUGCCGAGAGAUUUCGGUGACACGCCAAAUUGUGGUUGGUGGCAAAAAUAAGUACUUAAUCAAUGGCAAAUUGGUGCAGAAUAAAAAAGUUUCCGAUUUCUUUUGCUCAGUGCAGCUGAAUGUAAACAAUCCCAACUUUUUGAUAAUGCAGGGACGCAUUACCAAAGUAUUGAACAUGAAGCCGCAUGAGAUUUUAUCUAUGAUCGAAGAGGCAGCCGGCACUAGCAUGUACGAGACCAAGCGUGAGGCCACCACCAAGCUUAUGGAAAAGAAAGAUGCCAAAGUGCGCGAGACCAACACUUUGCUGCACGAAGAAGUAGAGCCAAAGCUCGAUAAAUUGCGACGUGAAAGAUCAGCCUAUAUGGACUUCCAAAAGAUAUGUCGUGACAUAGAAUAUCUUACUAGGAUUCACGUAUCAUACCGUUGGCUUAAACAUAAUGAAGCUCUUAAAUCCAUAGAGGCUAACAUAGAGAAGCUAAAUGCACGCAUAGAGGCAGCCAAACAAAACAUCAUUGACAAUGAUGCCGAGCGCGAAAGAAUAGCCGAGAGUACUAAGGAAUUGCAGCAGAAAAUUGAUACAGAAAGUGGGGGAGAGUUAAAGAAGAUCGAGGCUGAAUUAGAAGUUCAAUUGCAGCAUGAAAGCAAAUCUUCAGGCAAUCUGAAAGCGGGCCAGGGAGCUGUUGAUCAAGAAGAAAAAAAACUGAAGGCUUUAUUGAAGAGUAUAGCUGAUGAUGAGAAAAGUCUUAGGUCCAAAGAAGCGGAAAUGGCCAAGGUGAAGGAUCUAUUUCAAAGUCUGAAAGAGGCUGAUGAGCGGGAUGCUUUGGCUUAUGAAGCAGCCAAAAAGAAAUUUGAGGCCGUCUCCCAGGGUUUGUCUACAAAUGAAGAUGGCCAGGCAUCCUCGCUGCAGGAUCAGUUAAUGCAUGCCAAGCAAUCCAUGAGUAAAGCCGAGACAACAAUUAAAACUUCAGACAUGGAGUUGCGCCAUUGUCGUACGGUGCUAAAGCAAAAGGAAACCGAAACACAAUCCAAUGAUGCCGCUUACAACAAGGACAAAAAUCUGCUUGACAAUCUCACAGUAGAAACUCAAGGCAUAAAUCAAAAACUCCAAGCCAUUGAUUAUGAGGAUGGUGUUUUUGAAAGUUUGCAGGAACGCAAAAAUGCUUUGCAUCGCGAAAUGAGGCAGUUGCAGCAGCAAUUGGACCGUACCAAUGCCUGUCGCUUCGAUAUGCGUUAUCGUGACCCCGAGCCAGGAUUUGAUCGCAGCAAAGUUCGUGGAAUGGUGGGUAAAUUAUUUGAUGUCUUGGAUGAGCAAAAUUGUUUGGCUUUAAUGAUGACAGCUGGGGGCAGUUUGUAUAGCCAUGUUACAGAUGAUGAUGUCACCAGCAAAAAAAUCUUGCAGAAAGGCCAACUUCAACAGCGUGUAACAAUUAUACCCAUCAAUAAGAUAACAUCGCAUCCCAUAAGCCAGCAAGUAGUUGAAGCCGCCAAACGUAUUGGAGGCAAGGAGAAUGUGCAUUCAGCCAUGCAUCUUAUAAGGUUUGAUCCUUAUUAUGAACCUGUGAUGAAAUUUGUAUUUGGUCGUACUUUGAUAUGCCGAGAUUUGAACGUUGCCAAACAAGUCACUUAUCAUCGUGAUGUGCGCUGUCGUUCGGUUACCCUCGAGGGUGAUGUGGUGGAUCCCGAAGGUACUCUCUCCGGUGGCUCAAAACCAAAAGGCGGCAACAUUCUGCAAGAAUUGGCAGAAAUAAAACGUUUGGAGAGAGAGUUGGCAGAACGUAAACAAGAAAUGAUUCAAAUCGAUAAACAGUUGGCUAACGUGGAAAAUAAAGCCAGAUCUUAUAACAAACUAAAGGAAACUUUGGAACUCAGACAACAUGAAUUGAAUGCCUGCAAGCAGCGUUUGGCUCAAACCACUUUCCAACAAAACCAAGAGGAGAUUUUGUCCCUAAAGGAACGCAUCAAGUCAUUGGAAGAAGAUCUUAUCCAAGCCAGAGAAACUCAGAAGACCUCAAAGGCCAAAGCCAAAGAUAUUGAAGCUAAAUUGGCAGAUGCCAAAGGUUUCCGCGAACGCGAGUUAAAGGCCGCCACCGAAGAUAUGAAGAAAGCUAAAAUUCAAGCAGAAAAGUCCAGCAAUAACUGGAAGAAACACGAACAAGGCUAUGAGACAUUGCAAAUGGAAAUUGAGGCAUUGCAAAAGGACAUUGCCACAGCAAAAGAGCAAAGAUCCUCCAUCGAAUCCAACAUAGAAAGUCUUAAAGAAGGACUCGAGGAAAUGAGGGCUAAAAGUAAAGAUGCUGCUGGAGCUGUGGCUGAGCUAAGAAAGCGCAUCAAAGAACAAAAGGAUACGAUUAAUUCACAGAAUAAAGAGCUGAAAAAUAUGUACGUCAAAAGGGACAAAUUGGAGAAGCACAAUCAGGAACUAACUCUGGAAAUCAAGAAACGCGAGAAUGAAGUCAAUAAAGUUCGUUCAGAAAGCAAAGAUUCCAGCAAAAAGUUGGAGAAUCUCGAAAGCAAAUACCCUUGGAUAGGUGAGGACAAAGAGUUCUUUGGCACCAAAAAUACCCGCUAUGAUUAUUCCAAGGAGAAUCCUGUUGAGGCGGGCGAAAAACUGUCUUCAAUGAUUGAGCAAAAGGACAAAAUGGAGCGGCACAUUAAUCUCAAGGCUAUGGUGCUGUUGGAACGCGAAGAGGAACAAUAUCAAGAGACCAUGCGCCGUAAGAAAAUUGUCGAACAGGACAAGGAGAAAAUCAAGCACAUCAUAUGUAAAAUGGAUGAGAAAAAACGUGAAAAGGUCGAGAAAGCCUGGAAGGUGGUCGAUGAGAAUUUUAGCGGUAUUUUCAGCAGUUUGUUGCAAGGUGCCCAGGCUCGUUUGAAUCCCGUUAAGCAAAAUAAUCAAUUGAUGGGUUUGGAAAUUAAGGUGGGCUUUAAUGGUGUGUGGAAGGAAUCGCUGGGCGAGUUGUCUGGAGGGCAACGAUCAUUGGUGGCACUAUCAUUGGUUUUGGCUAUGUUGAAAUUCUCUCCUGCUCCCCUGUACAUUCUUGAUGAGGUUGAUGCCGCUUUGGAUAUGUCACACACACAAAAUAUUGGCAACAUGCUUAAGGCUCACUUUACGGCAUCUCAGUUUAUUAUAGUCUCCCUCAAAGAUGGCAUGUUCAACAAUGCCAAUGUUUUGUUCCGCACAAAAUUCGAAGAGGGUGUUUCGGCAGUUACACGAACAGUUAAUCCCAAGUUGGGUCGUAAAUGAAAGUGUUGUUUUUCUUGUAUUUCUUUUCCACUAGUUAUUAAUAAAAUAUGCUAUUUUAUAAUUA